Messenger RNA from Arvicola amphibius (Eurasian water vole), 1631 nucleotides. RefSeq names its product G-patch domain and ankyrin repeats 1 (gene Gpank1). NCBI's taxonomy places the organism in Eukaryota, Metazoa, Chordata, Mammalia, Rodentia, Cricetidae. The transcript has 4 exons. Gene Ontology annotation, molecular function: nucleic acid binding; protein binding. The record is from RefSeq and is a predicted model, not a curated record. The coding region runs from base 422 to 1465 and encodes 347 amino acids.
ACCAGGAAGCCUGGGAAAUAUAGUCUUCGGCGCUUUAGGCUCGCUCGGCUGCGGGGCCGGCGCCAGCGGGGCGUCCUCCCUGCCGCGCUCCCUCGCGGCUCCGCCCGGGGGACCCCGCUUUUCCCGUCACGCCCGCGGCAGCGGUCUCCCAGCAUCAGGCAUGCGUAGAGAUUGCAACACGGAAUCUUGCGGUACGGAAGUGACAGUGCAACACCUUCCCCUGGAAACCUUCCGGAAUAAUGUCACGCCUGUUUUUAUUUGGGAAAAGGAGACCCCCCAAAUAAGAUUGAGCAAGAGUUAAAAGGUCAAGCCGGUGUUUCCUAACGUGCCCAGCAGGCCCCUGGAGGUGGCGUUGCUCAUCACAAUGGCGACCUGAAAAGUUGACUGGUUGUCUCAGCCUUUCUCAUUUCUCCCCAAAGCCAUGUCCAGGCCAUCCCUCAUCACAUUUACUCCAGCCACUGACUCCAGCGACCUCUGGAAGGAUGGGCAGCAGCAGCCACAGCCGGAGAAGCCAGAGCCUGUCCUGGAUGGGGCUGCAGCCCGGGCCUUCUAUGAGGCUCUAAUCGCGGACAAGAGUAGUUCCCCUAAGCCCCAGAGAGCUGACCCUAUCGGGGGAAGAAAGAGCAAGAGAAGGAGAAUGACGAGGGAUGUUGCGGCAGGAGCCUCAAGGCAAGGAAGACCACUUGAGGAUGAAGACAAGAUGACCCCGUGGAUCCUGCUGGCAGCCCAGAAUGGGGAUGUGACAGAACUUCGAAGGCUGCUGGAACCUCGAGAGGCAGGGGGAGCCGGAGGGAACAUCAAUACCCGCGAUGCCUUCUGGUGGACUCCCUUGAUGUGCGCAGCCAGAGCAGGCCAGGAGGCAGCUGUGCGCUAUCUCCUGGGUCGAGGGGCCGCCUGGGUAGGAGUCUGUGAGCUGGGAGGCAGAGACGCUGCUCAGCUGGCUGAAGAAGCAGGCUUCUCUGACGUAGCCCGCAUGGUCAGAGAGAGUCCUGGGGAGACAAGGAGCCCUGAGAACCAGAACCGGCCUCCCCCCACCUCCCGGUUCUGUGAGGACUAUGGUGCCCACUUUGAAGACUCCAACCACCGUACAUCUACUGCCCACCUGCUGUCCCUGUCCAGGAGCCCCCAGUCCUCCAGCCUUCCCCUUGGGGUGCCCACCUCCAGUCCUGGCUUCAGGCUGCUGCUGAGGGGUGGCUGGGAGCCAGGAAGGGGGCUAGGACCCCGGGGCGAAGGCCGUGCCAACCCCAUUCCCACUGUCCUCAAGCGGGACCAGGAAGGACUUGGCUACAGAUCUGCACCCCAGCCCCGAGUCACGCACUUCCCAGCGCGGGAUACCCGGGCUGUGUCUGGGAGAGAGAGGGUGCCUCGAGUUGCCACACUGAGUCAGAGGGAGAACAAAAAGAGAGAGGAGAAGGACAGAGCCUGGGAGCGAAAUCUGAGACUGUACAUGAACCUUGAGUUCUGACCAGCGGGCUUGCCUUUCAUUUGCUGGACUUGGGCCCCUGGCCUGGGUAUUGGACUUCUACUUCCUGGGAUCCGCCCAGAUGCCAGACCCUCGGGUUCUGGCUCUUGGCCUCUGCUUUAGAGAGAAUGACUGAGAGUUGGGAGACAAAUAAACUUCCUUCAUUGUG